ACAUAUUAUAUGGAAAUACGUCCUUGUGAUGUUUGUCUUUCGAAUAAUUGUGUCGUUAACUGUCGUCAAGAGUAUAAAAACCAUAGAAAAGGUAAUGUACGUCACUCUUUCAUUCCCGAUCCUGUUUUCUAUAGCGUUGUUCAUCCGCUCUAUGUUAUUGCCUGGAUCAUCAGAUGGAGUAUAUUACUAUUUCUACCCCAACUUUGCAAAGCUUUUGAACCCUAGGAUUUGGAUAGAGGCAACCUUGAUGGUGUUCUACACACUCGCCUUUGGAUGGGGAGCGAUUAUGGUAAUGGGAUCACAUGCCUCAUUUCGUGAUAAUAGCUACAGGACAGCUAUUGUUUGUACUUUCGUGGACGUAGGAAUUGCGAUUUUUAACGGAAUGGUUUGCUUCUCCGUUCUGGGCAACAUGGCUCACACUUACGGGAUCCCUAUCACCGAGGUGAUCAAUGCAGGGUUUUCCACUGGUUUGGUAUCGUACAUUACAGCCCUCAGCACUUUGCCUUUGCCUCAGCUUUGGACAUUUUUAUUUAUAUUGUCAGGAGUCUUGUCUGGAAUGGAAGCACAGAUGAUUCCGAUAGAGAUGGUGAUUCAGCUAAUUGGAGACUUGUUCCCGAGACUGAAGGCUGGGUUCCGCAUUCCCACCUUGAUUGGCAUAACUGUUGUAAUGUUUUUCCUAUCACUUCCAACAUGCACAGGAGCCGGAGCGUACCUUUUCUUGCUGGUAGACUGGUACGCAGGAACAUGGACGGGAACAAUUGUUGCUUUAUUUGAGGUUAUAUCUAUUUCUUGGGUAUAUGGUUUGGAUCGUUUUAGUGAAGAUAUACAUGUUAUGUUGGGUCGUCCUCUCCAUGCAGUGUUUCGGUGGCUCCUCGCUUUCAUUUCGCCUGCAACUGUGUUGGUUAUAUUUUUCAUGAGUUGUGUGGAGUAUGUUCCCCCUAACUACGGGUCGUAUCAUUACCCUGGUUACGCACAAGCUAUUGGGUGGGGAAUGGUUGUAAUCGCCGUGGUCCCGGUAUUCGGCUACGCUGUUCUCAAUAUCUACCGGGCCAAAGGCACCGUUACUCAGAGAAUCAGUUCCCUGUGUAGACCCACCGACACGUGGGGACCAUGCGGGGAUGGAAUGGAUUGCAACUACAGGAAGAACAAAAUCAAAUACUCGGAGAGAACAUUCUGGGAUCUGUUCUACUUCAAUGUGUUUGGUCGAUAUCCAAAGAAAUCUGCCAUGAAAUUAAUGUUAGAACACGAACUGGCUGUUCUUAGAUCUGAGAAUAAUGUGUUUGCGUAAAAUUAAUUCAUGUAAGAGGUUGCAAAUAGGUUCUGUUAAAUCUUAAAUAUUACCUGUAUCUUUAUUAAAUUUUAAUAGAAUAGCACCCGCCAUAUCUCAAUCCUGUAAAACCGUUAUAUUUAAGCAGAAACUUAGCAAAACUUGCUUGUCAAUCAAAGAAGAAUUCAUGAUCGAGUCAAUCAAUAAGUGACGCACCAAACAUAUUUUAUUCAAGCGCAAUCUGGCAAUGAAAAUUUAGAGAGUUUUUUCACGUGAUAUAUACACGCCGAUUGCUGGCGGUGUUUGGAUAUACGCUGUUAAGAAUUUCAGAAAGAAGAAAUUCCGUCCGCUUUUUCAUUUCAUUUUUAUCUGCAAAAAAGAAAGCCAAGAUAAAAUCUUGUAAUUAAAGUCACAGGGCAAGGGCUGUAACUAUGACAAAUUACACCAAAAAUUGAAUAUUUGUUGAGUCAUAUUUGGAAAAAUAAAAUUGAUGUGCUUAUUUUGAUGAAUAUACUGUUCUCACCAAGUUACCCUCGAAUAAUUUUCUUAUAUGUCAAUGCUACAGACUUAUCGAAGAUCAGAUCGUUUCAAAGUUUAUAUUCUUUUUAUGAUACCAUUAAACAUUUUUUUACAUUAAACUGAGCAUAAAUGUUUACAAAAUAUGUUUUAUGACUUUAAUAUCACGAUAGAGUAUCAUACUUGAUCUUAUCGUUCUUAUAGGUUUACAUCUCACACUUUUUGGCCUCUAAAAUGUUUAGUACGAAACUAUUCGCAGCCGAUGAUGUCCUUAAUUUCCUUUCGUUUUCAAUAUAAUAUGUUCAAUGUUUGGGCAUAUUCUAAGGAUCCACUGUGAAUAAAUGUGACUAUAUGACAUGGAAAAUAUUAUAUCCACAAAGCAAAAUAAUCACGAUAUAAUUAAGAAUGAACCUUGUUCGCUUCUGACACUCUUUUAAGCUUCUUAUACUGGUGAAAAUUGCUGACAUGCUAUCUCGCUUGCUCAUAUAUCCAAUCGUAUCAAUAUCUUUGCUGAUAAAGCAAUAUUUUUUGCUGGUAUAAUCAUAACGUAUACAGUUCAGCAUUUGAGUUUUAAUGUGUGUUGUCGACCAUUGGUAUUCCAUUGAAUGAUUUGUGCGUCAAACUACACUAUAAAGGAACCGUAAUUUAUAUUUAAAAAACAACAACAUAACAUAAUAUUUGAUAUAGAAUAUACAACUACAAAUGAUA
Mya arenaria is the source of this 2491-nucleotide messenger RNA. Its product is annotated as sodium- and chloride-dependent neutral and basic amino acid transporter B(0+)-like. Gene Ontology annotation, molecular function: L-amino acid transmembrane transporter activity. The record is from RefSeq and is a predicted model, not a curated record. Bases 29 to 1288 code for a protein of 419 amino acids. Gene Ontology annotation, cellular component: membrane. Gene Ontology annotation, biological process: sodium ion transmembrane transport. The transcript is spliced from 10 exons. Lineage: Eukaryota; Metazoa; Mollusca; Bivalvia; Myida; Myidae.